Messenger RNA from Paecilomyces variotii, 213 nucleotides. RefSeq lists its product as hypothetical. The transcript has 4 exons. The record is from RefSeq and is a predicted model, not a curated record. Gene Ontology annotation, molecular function: endopeptidase inhibitor activity. NCBI's taxonomy places the organism in Eukaryota, Fungi, Ascomycota, Eurotiomycetes, Eurotiales, Thermoascaceae. Bases 1 to 213 code for a protein of 70 amino acids. Gene Ontology annotation, biological process: vacuole fusion, non-autophagic.
AUGCCUCUCUUCAACGUUACACUCAAGAAGGAUUCCUCUCCCGAGGAACUCCAGAAGGCUAAGGACCAGGCCGUGCAAGAUGGAGGAAUCAUCAAGCACGAAUACAGUCUGAUCAAGGGGUUCACUGUCGAGUAUCCGGAGGACCAUGUCAAAAUCUUGCAGACGAACGACCACGUCCACGUCGAGCAGGAUGGCGAAGUGCGGACUCAGUAG